GACACUAAGAAGCGUUAGCCCACGACAACUCGAUAAUUCGCCUAAUGGGUAACAUCCUGCUCGGCCCAGCACACCACAGUCGCGCAGUCGGUUUCUUUCGCAUUGCUUCUCAAUAUUGCUGCCUGGUUUAGACCUUAGACAGACAGUAAAUCCAAACUGUAGCUGUAUCAUCAUUCAUCAGAUAUUGUGUAAGUGCUAACACGGAAUUUGCAAUUUUAAAAUUGGAAUAGCGUGGGAUUCACGUCCUGUUCCUGCAUCAGUUAACCGAACGACCUCCGUGGAAUAUGAUGUUUUGUGAACGAAAACGAUAGUGUUACUUUUUUUGGGAUGCAGUGAUAGUGCAAGGAAUUGUAGUGACAACGGAUAUGCCUGUGUAUCGUCUGGCCCCCAGUGUCAAGAAAAAGUUGAUACCGGUCUUGAGCUCUCGCACUUUCACGCGAUAACAUUUUAGAUGCAUCUAAGCUCGCUGCAAGUGUGCGUGGCGGUGCUGUCGCUGGCGGCGGCGGCGUGCUCCCCGCCCCCCUCGCGCCCCGCCCACCACAUCACGCGUCGCUCGUUCUUCAACCUCCAGUGUAAAGGAGUGUUUGACGCGGCGAUCUUCGCGCGCCUCGACCGAGUCUGCGACGACUGCUACAACCUGUUCCGGGAGCCGGAGCUGUAUACUCUGUGCAGGGACGGCUGCUUUACCACCGAAUACUUCAAAGGCUGCGUGGAAGUACUACAAGAACAGGAAAACCUUGACCAAUUCAAGAAAUAUAUUAAUAUAAUACAUGGGGCGGAUCCAAAGAUUUAGGUCGAAAUGUUUCACCUCGCCCUACUUCAAGGGUUGCAUGGAGUCCUUGUACCUCUACGACGAGGAGGAACAGCUGGAUCAAAUGAUCGACUUCAUCGGGAAACGCUAACCAGCCGCCAUCUUAGGACCGCCGCCAUCUUGGACCGCACAAAAUGGCCCCCAUCGCUUCGCCGAUUAGACAGCGAGAUCGCUAUCGCCUCAACGUAUUCUAGUCUACAGCGACAUAAAAAUUAUGUUCGCUACUAAUUGUAAUGUUAUAGUAAAUAUGUAAGGACAUAUGUGUAAGUGUGAGGUUUACUUCCGAGACUUCUGAAUCUGAUGCUGGUCAUCGACUUCUCCGUCUCAUGUCUGACGCGGACAUUCCAUACAGUAUUUUGCUAAGCUUUUAUAUGAAAUUCUUCCGAUGGUAUAAGUAGUCUGUAGUAGUUACUUCACUUUGUGGCUUACCUUGUACAUACUCUCCUUUUGGAUGCCUAUUUAUUAAGUACCUUAGGGCUCUCGAGCGACAAACGGACACAUCGAAUAUGUGAUAAUUAAUAUUAAAAUCUGCUUUGUGAUUUAUAUUAGGGUCGGUGCAACGGGACGCGAUGAGAUGCGGCAUUGAGACAAAAUGGAACUUUAUUUGCUACCCAAGACGAACGUUUCUUUUGCAGCUCGAAAUUGAAACUGCAAUGGAAAGUGUAUCUUCUUUAUUAGUUGAUAAAGGUCAAUUUUGAACCUAUAAUGCUACGCCGCGUCGCCUCUCGAUGCUACUGACUGUACCGAUUUGAUGGAACUUUUUGGCCUAUACAACUUUUUAUAAGAUGUAAACUAUUAAUCCUGUACAAAAUUGACCAAUCGCAGCGAAACCACCGGCAGGGUUUAGAUAUAAGUAUUUAAUGUAUUUUUACUUCCGAACUAUUUAUUUGUUACUUUUACUUAUUUAUUAAACGGCUAAGGCAAUAGAGAAUACCAGUGUUGAGGGGUCACCGGGAAAAUAACGUCACGCGAAUUUCGAAACUGUUGAACCGCCCCGUAUUUUUUUCUUUACUGUUUUUUUAAAAUAGAACCAGUUAAAAAAUUAAAAUUGUAACAAAUAACUUUUAACACCAAAAAACAACUUGGAAUUUAAAAUUCUAAAUUCAAAUUUCAUAACCACUGAUAUAACUCAAAAUUUUCUAAAAUAGUAUCAUUUUUGGUGCCAUUAGACCUUUAGUUAGUCCCAUAAGUCGUGUGACGUAACGUCUGAAAGGCCCCAAAUCUUUCUAUUUAUCUGUAAGUCGCGGUUAAUACUUAUUGUGCCACUGAAUUCUCUUCUGUGUUCGAAUCUCAACUGUUUAGUCUCUUUUAGCGUUUCUUACACCCCCGCGAGUUUGGGAACCAAGCGAGGCCCCCUCUAAACUCGCGGGGACUACACGAAAACGACAAUGACUUAUAUUUAGAAAAAAUGGUGCCAAUUAUUGUCCCAAGAUAUAUAGAUGUAACGAAUUUAGUAUAAUGAAUGUGGGAUGUGAGACGAUUUAUAUUAUGAAAUUAUUGUAUAAAAAAAAUUAGUGAAAAAUAUUUAUCUAUUUGUAUAAAUUUUAUAUACAACCGCUAAGAAACGCUACGGGUUCAUAAAAUAUAUAACAAUUUGAAACUGA
Aricia agestis (brown argus) is the source of this 2415-nucleotide messenger RNA. RefSeq names its product CHH-like protein (gene ITP). NCBI's taxonomy places the organism in Eukaryota, Metazoa, Arthropoda, Insecta, Lepidoptera, Lycaenidae. Gene Ontology annotation, molecular function: neuropeptide hormone activity. The transcript has 4 exons. Gene Ontology annotation, biological process: circadian rhythm. Gene Ontology annotation, cellular component: extracellular region. The record is from RefSeq and is a predicted model, not a curated record. The coding region runs from base 452 to 793 and encodes 113 amino acids.